GGAACGCCAACCAUGCAUGACCAGCGUUUUCUUGUUGAAGCGUUAGCUCGAUACAAGGGAUUUUUAUAUCUGAUCAAGAUGAAUCAAGACAAAGGAGUGCAGCGAUUCCGUGUACCGACCUACGAUGUGGAUCUCAUGUGGCACACUCACCAGCUGCAUCCUGUUACUUACUACAAAGAUAUGUUGAAGCUUCUUGGCAAAGUUCUGGAGCAUGAUGACACCGACGCUGAUAGAUCUGAAGGGAAGAAGCUUGAUGUCGGAUUUACAGAGACUACGGAACAGUUUGAGAGUAUGUUUGGUGCAAGAUACUGGAAGGCUGGAUGUAUGUACCGUGGCAACAUGCCGUCUCCUGUUACAUCCACUCCUCAGAUAUUCAAUACUGAGGUUGGUAAUGGAUCUGACAUCUGCAAAGCCCAUAAGGAUCUUAAUGUUCUGGACAUCACUUUUGUAGAGUUAUAUUUGCAAAUUGUGGACAUCAAGAAUUUACCAUCUGCUGUUCCAAAAGAAAAUGUGUAUGUAUGGUUCACCAAGAAUCAAUCAGAUAUGUUUAUCAGUGACGGUGGCAGGUUGGAUAUUUCAACAGUUACAGGGAAGACUGGAGCUAGUUUGCAGUGUGAACCUACCGGAGAACUCAUCCUUACAGUAAUGGUUGAUCAGGCAUCUAAGAAACCAGAACCAAUUGGGAAGGUUUCUAUUCCACUGCAGCAUCUUACAGGGCCUGAUUCUAAGCUCUCCUUUGAAUGGUGGUUUGAACUGAAAGCUCAUGGUGGGCAUGCCACUUCCCCUCCUGUUAGUCUUCGUGUUGCAGCCUCUGCUACUGUCCCAUCUAGCGCUCAGAAGGUGUUUAGCAUGGUCAGGGCGGAGCCUUUCUCUCUCAAGUCCUGUCUUUUGCCACAUUCCAUCAAGGAUCAGAAGAUGGGCAGCUGGACUCGUUUCUUGUAUGAUUGUGGUACCGAGCUUAUCCGUCUUCAGAUAAGAGAGCACAAGGUAAAGAAUGCUAUGGCUUGCAAGCGGGAAUUGGUUGGAGUACUGAAGUCGCGAAAGCAGCAUCUUCAGCUAGCAGAAUUCAGAGAAAAUAAGUGGAUGUUGAAAAAUUCAAACCUGUCGAUCAGCGGUAGCACUGAUGGCAGUAUGCUCAACCUCAAAGGUGACAACCAACUGAUCAAGCUGUACCAAGGAAGGAAACUCGAAUAUGAACGCAAGUGCUGCAAGUGUCACUCCGAGGAUGCCUCGGCUGUCACUGCUGUGAGGUUUUGUGCUGAGCACCCAUAUGGCAAAGCUGUGGCGUUGCUGGACACCGAAUCUCGGUUGAUCAUGGUGAAUGAGGAUGAGUUCCUACUUCCAUGGAUCACGAUAUCAUUCCUGUUCAUGUAUGCCGACUGCCAAGAAGGUGUGGAACUCAUCAGUAGCGCAGUAGUUCAGAAGGCUGUAGUGUCCGGAUCUGACACAGCCAUAAUUUCAGAGAUAAAUACCCUUGGAGCUAGGAGCGCGGCAGUGGCUCCUGUGCAAUUUGGCACUUGCAGCACGGCGUUGGGUGGUGAAAAGGUCACGGCAGGCUGCAAGACUGACCAUGCUAGCUCUGGUGCUUGCCCGGCAGCAGUUGCAAGUGGCGAGGAUGGCCACGCUGAGUCUGCUGGCUGUGGGAGCGGUUGUGGCGGCGGAAACUGUGGACCCAUGGUGGUUGAAGAUUCCAAGGCUGACAAUGCCAAGACUGGAGGCUGUGGUUCUGGAUGUGGUGGUGGCUGCGGUGGUGGGGGAGGCUGUGGCACCUUGUUGAAAGCGAGCACCAUGACUGGUGAGUGUCAGGCCAUGUCCAAGUCGGGAGGCUGUGGCUCCGGCUGUGGUAGUGGAGGCGGCUGUGGCACUAUGUUGAACUCCAAAGCUACGGUUAGGGAUAGCAUGAUCAUUGAAGGCUCCAAGGCAAGCCACAUCAAGUCUGGCGGAUGCGGUUCCGGCUGCGGUGGCAGCUGUGGAGGCGGUGGCUGCGGCACCCUGGUCAACUCCAGUGCUACAGCUGGCCAAGGCCUGGCCACGUCAGCUGGCUGUGGUUCCGGUUGCGGUGGCGGUUGCGGCACCAUGGUCACUGAAGGCUCCAAGACCAGCCAUGCCAAGUCUAGCGGAUGUGGUUCUGGCUGCGGUGGCAGCUGCGGCACCCUAUUCAACUCUAGCACUGCGGCUGGCCAAGCCAAAUCUGGUGGCUGUGGCUCUGGUUGUGGUAGCGGAGGCUGCGGCGCCAUGGUCACUGAAGGCUCCAAGACCAGCCAUGUCAAGUCCAGCGGAUGUGGUUCUGGUUGUGGUGGUGGUUGUGGAGGAGGCGGCUGCAGCGCCCUAUUCAACUCAAGCACCGCGGCCGGCCAAGCCAAAUCCGGGGGCUGUGGCUCUGGCUGCGGCGGCGGAGGCUGUGGUGCCAUGGUUACUGAAGGAUCCAAGACCAGCCAUGCCAAGUCCAGUGGAUGUGGUUCUGGCUGUGGUGGCAGUUGCGGAGGAGGUGGCGGCUACGGAACCCUAUUCAACUCUAGUACUGCAGCCGGCCAAGCCAAAUCUGGCGGCUGUGGCUCUGGCUGUGGCAGCGGAGGCUGCGGCAGUGGCGGCAUGGUCAUAGAGGGCUCCAAGAGCAACAUGUCUGGAGGCUGUGGCUCCGGCUGCGGUGGUGAGUGCAGCAAUGGCAUCAUAUUCAACACGAGCAGCACAAAGGCUGGCGGCGAGGGCCAUUCCAAGUCAGGCGGCUGUGGUUCAGGCUGUGGCGCCGGUUGCGGUGCCGUGUUCAAUGCAUGAUCCAAGCUCCUGGUCAGCUGUUGCGGCUUGGCUGGCUGUCUAGUCACCGGCGAUUGCAGCUUUGGUAGCUCAGGAGUGAAGAGUGAACUCCAAAGAGGACAGAGAUGCACAACAUGCUACUACUUAUUAACAUAAGCCGGAACCUUUCCUGGUCUUUAAAAAAAAAGAUACACAACAUGACCGCGUGCAUUGGUGUGCGUUGAGGAUUGAGGUGUCUUGUGCUUGUAAGAUAAAUAAUCAAAUGAAUAAAUAAAUAAUUGCUUGGUUUUACUGGCAUA
Molecule: messenger RNA, 3053 nt
Organism: Panicum virgatum (switchgrass)
Lineage: Eukaryota; Viridiplantae; Streptophyta; Magnoliopsida; Poales; Poaceae
Product: glycine-rich domain-containing protein 1-like
Exons: 5
Coding region: 13-2775 (920 amino acids)
Source: RefSeq, a predicted model, not a curated record